Messenger RNA from Blepharisma stoltei, 477 nucleotides. The record is from the annotation of a GenBank genome assembly. NCBI's taxonomy places the organism in Eukaryota, Ciliophora, Heterotrichea, Heterotrichida, Blepharismidae.
AUGGGAUAUUAUUUUAAUUAUUAUAAUAAUAAAAUUAUGUAUAGCUUUUGUGGAAAUGGGUGGGAAGAAGGAGUCCAAAGAUUAUUUUCAAUUGAAUAUGAUGACGGAAAUGGAAAGAUAAGUGUUUCCGAGUUAGAACAAUUUAUGGUAAAAAUUUACCACUUUCCUUAUAGCGUUGGUGACAUAAAAACUCGUAUAAUUUCAAAAAUUAUAAACGUCAUCAAUGAAUUUCUUGCUGAUGCAGAUGGGAAAGUUGAUUUCGAAAUAUUCAAGCGUGUUUAUGCCUACAAACGUCUUGAUAAACAUGGAUAUGGCGGAAUAGGACUUCAGAGCUUCUUGGAAAUUGUUGGGCCAAAAGGAUGGACGGAUGAAAUGGUUACAUCGUGAUUCAGAAGGUAUGGAGAAGUUUCAACAACUGGAUCACCAAAAUUUCGAACUAACUAUUGAAAGUUUUUUCUCAAUCCAAUUAAUAAAUAA